Messenger RNA from Gordionus sp. m RMFG-2023, 1293 nucleotides. RefSeq lists its product as uncharacterized. The record is from RefSeq and is a predicted model, not a curated record. Gene Ontology annotation, molecular function: catalytic activity. NCBI's taxonomy places the organism in Eukaryota, Metazoa, Nematomorpha, Gordioida, Chordodea, Parachordodidae. The coding region runs from base 1 to 1293 and encodes 430 amino acids. The transcript is spliced from 3 exons.
AUGGCUCAAUGGGACGAGCCAGCGGAUUGGAAUAUGACUACCUUCUACAACUUCCCUAAAGUUACUAAUCCAACCAAAUUCAAGGAUCACAGAGUCAUCGCUCUUACCUCUAUUGCAUCAAAGUUUUUUUACAAAGAGCUGGAAAAUUUCUUAAAAGAACUACCUCAUCGAGAUAGUAUCAUAUUAGCUGGCGAUUUCAAUGCCUCGGUCGGGAAGCCUAACAAUUCUACCUGCCUCGGGAACGCCACUCUAAUACAAAGUAAUAACACUAAUGGCAAAAAACUAAUAGAAAUCUGUGAACACUUCAAUUUGAAAAUAGAAAAUACCUUCUUCAAUCAUCCUAACCAUCACACCAUGACCUACAAAAGCCCAUCUUUUGGCACUACCUCACAAAUUGAUUUCUUUGUAAUUUCCAACAAUAUAUUUAAGUGGGUGAAGGACAUCAAAGUCGUAAGCAAACUGAACUUCACCUUAUUUACGGACCAUUACCCACUAGGAUGCGAGCUAAGGAUAAAAAAUAGCAUUUUUCCAAACCGAAAUCAACAUAGCCACCUUAACUCUACACAUUUCAUAAUGAGGAAAAACUUGGCACAGCUGAAUGAUCCGGUUAUAAAGGAAGAGUUCAUCACCAAUCUAACAACUUGGAGAAACACCCAAAAUGGCAUGAUCAAUAAAAAUAUAACUUGGAAGGAUAUGAAACUAAGUUUAUCAAGCUGUAUGAAUUCAUGCUUAAGACCACGAAUUAAACGUAAAGAAUGGUACAUAACUCACUGCAUAAGAACAGAUAAAAGAUAUUUUAUUGCCAACUUAUCUAGAUCCAUUCAAUAUAGCUUUGACAACAAUAAUAUUUACAAGGCUUUCCAAUCUCUUAAGUUACUCACUACCUUUAAAUCCAAUCCUCUACCAAGAUUACACAUUGAAAAUAAUAAAAUUAUAACGGACCCCAGGGAACAAUUAGCGAUAUGGACAGACCAUUACAUGAACCUUUACAGAACAAGGUGGCCUAAACCAUUAUGUUACUAUCCUUUCCAACCACCUAAUAGGAACCUGAACAGAAUAGAUAUAAUCAAUGCCAUUAAAAGACUAAAAACCCAUAAAGCAGCCGGAAUCGAUGGGAUUUUUGCGGAACUUUGGAAGAUAGAUGCUGAUUUAAGUGCUAGUCUACUGCUUCCCCUCUUUAAUGAGAUAUGGAAUACUGGCAAUUUCCCAGAGGAAUGGAUGACCUCGAUAAUACUUAAUUUCCCUAAAAAUAAGAACCCGACCAGCCUUGGGAUUACAGAGGAAUUGCACUGA